UGUGAGGUGCCGUGCGAGAAAGACGUUUUUACUGGUGUUAACAGUCCAUUACCACAACUCCCGAACUGUAUUCUGCUUAUGUAUACGGUGUUUAAACAGUGCAAACACGACUGCCAGCGCUCACGUGCAUAGUUUGUUAGUGUAGCAUACUCUGUCCCUGUGCUGUACACCAGCUAAGAACUGCCUGCUCGGAGGCCGAGCUCAAGGCUGGUUGAUUCUCCGCUACACUGAGCACGGGCCUCGCCGAAUACGAGCGGCAAGCGGUUCAUGUCGAAGAACCGAGUGUCAGACGGCGAGCCGAACGGCACGGGAGGAUCUUCCUCAGCAAACAUGGACGCGGAUGGAAAACGAGGAGACAGUCAGGAGGGCAAUCAGGAUGGAGAUAUUGGAUGCUGUGGAUACAUCCUAUGGGGAUUGUCACUCUUCCUCAUCUGUAUCACCUUCCCCGUUUCACUCUGCCUCUGUAUCAAGGUGGUUCAAGAAUACGAAAGAGCGGUUAUAUUCAGACUCGGGCGACUCCUAACAGGCGGAGCCAAGGGCCCAGGUUUGUUUUUCAUCGUCCCUUGUGUUGAUGCAUACAGUAAAGUUGACUUGAGGACCGUGUCGUUUGAUGUGCCCCCUCAAGAGGUUUUGACCAAGGACUCUGUGACAGUAGCCGUGGAUGCUGUGGUUUAUUACCGAGUGUCUAACGCUACAAUCUCGGUGACCAACGUGGAAGAUGCCAACCGCUCCACCCGCCUGCUGGCACAGACCACGCUCCGCAACGUCCUCGGUACCAAAAAUCUCAGCGAGAUCCUAUCUGAUAGGGAACAAAUCAGCAACUCGAUGCAGGACUCCCUGGACGUUGCAACAGAUCCGUGGGGGAUCAAAGUGGAACGAGUAGAAGUUAAGGACGUUCGUCUGCCUGUUCAGUUGCAGAGAGCUAUGGCUGCUGAGGCCGAGGCGGCCCGUGAUGCCCGCGCCAAGGUGAUUGCUGCCGAGGGAGAACAGAAAGCCUCGCGCGCCCUUAAAGAAGCUGCUGACGUCAUAACCGAGUCGCCCGCUGCCCUCCAGCUGCGCUACCUGCAGACGCUCAACGCCAUCUCUGCGGAGAAGAACUCCACCAUCAUUUUUCCUCUGCCCAUUGAUAUGAUGCAGGCCUUUAUCCGUCAGUAAGAGGCAGCUUUUGGGCUAAUGGCAUCUUGGCAUGUUGUUUUUAUCAGUGUGUAUCCUACGUGUACCGACCACCACACAACAGUGGUCCUGUGUCUUACCCACUCCGAGUCCGACCAGUUCGACCAGUCUUUUUGCUUUUUGUACAAAGAACAUCAUGAAUCUACAUUUCUUUCUCCUGACAUGCAACUCUGGGACUUCUUCAGUAUCAUCUAGAGAAGUAAAUAGAGGCUAACAUCCAUUUCGUACAAUAUUUAACUUGGUCCAGUGCAUGGUAGUUCGAUCUAAGCCACUUGAUGAAGUAUUUCCCAUUUGUAGGCAAUCCUACUUUGACAGCAGUCUGAUAAAAAUCAGAUCGUAUGUAUAUCGCUUCGCUAUCGACGAUCUGACCCCCGAUGAACUGAGAUGACGUAAACAACCAGAGGUGACUGACGUCAGUAGUGACCAAUCAAUAUGAGGCUUUCUAAAGACCUCGUUUUCCGCGGAAAAGGCCGACGUCUUUCGGAAAAAAGGGGAAUUCCCAUUUCCUUGCAGCGGAAGUAGCUUGGCUCGGCAUCAUGAUUGACAUGCCAAGGAAAACAUAUUAUCGCUUUCCUUUAAGCGAGUGUUUGUUCUGCAGAUUUAAGUUCGUCAUAGUGAAACAACUAGCAGAUGAGAGUACAUCAUCAAUAAAACGGUACGAUUUGCUUUGUGCUCAGAUGUUGCUUGACUGUUGCUUCACUUUUCGUGACUUUCCGUAAGUUGCUCCCAGUUUUGGCUCUCUUCGUGACUGCUGCGUUGUUUCGAGCAUCGCGCCUGUGAUUGUCUGAAAGAGACACACUCCUUAAUCGCGCCGAGGAUAGGAAGUGUAUCAGAUCGUUGUUAGUUGAACGGUAUACAUACGAUCUGAUUUUCAUCAGAUUGAUCACAAAGCAACCUUGUUAACCAGUCACUAGAGUUAUUCCAGUUUCUGCAUCACAGUUUUAACGCAAAGAUGAAUAAGUGAACAGGUCACAAGACCGUCAUGGACAUUCCUUACAAGCAUUGUUUUUUUCAUAAUGGAUAGAUUACGGGAUGCAUAGGCCCAGACAUGAUUGGGCUGGCUCCAAUUUUACACUGCAAUCCUGCAAUCAGGAAUGAUGGUAAGGAAGUGCGCAAGGUAUAGUUAAUGGGCCUGCAAAUGGCCAUGUGGCAUGUCAGAAUUGUCUGUUUUCAUUCUCUACCCCUGCAGUAAACAACAACAUCAAACAUUCGAAAUGUUGAAGAUUUGUUUCUGUCGAUAAAGUCAGCACACCACAAUAUUAAUCACGAAGAACAUGAACAUUACAAUAAUUCUGCAGCGCGAUGAGUUCCUUUGUGAAAGAGUCACUUAAGAUGUACCAAUGCAAAUGGUCCACACUGACCACAUAUAGAGGUUAGGUCAUAGCAACAUUCAUAGAUUACAGGAGAACGACCAGGAACUAUCGACCAAUGUUGGUCGAAUGCCGUAAUGUCGGCUGACGUUACGAUAGCUGAACGCAGUUGACCAUUAAGAGUAAGGGAGACAACUCUUCGGAAGACCGAAAUAGCUGUUCAAGACAACCAUCACCACUCCCAGACAUCUGCCUGCUGUCACACUGAAUACUUUGAAGGAUUACUUCUGAGUUGCACCGAUCGUAUAUUCUGGCAAGCAGUAAUUUAGAAGACAAAGCCGGAACUGCGACGACGGUGUGUUUGUAUUUGUAUUUAAGAAAGGCCUAUCUUCACUAAACACAUGUAACUGGUGUUUUGCUUUUUUAUGUGGCGGUACCCGGUUAAUCACCUGACCAAACGAGAUCUGAGGUUGACCGUUUUCUUGUGUGAAACCCACGGGAUGACUCGAAUUGAAUGGCAGGCCAUCGUCAUGCAGUUUUUGAAAAUGAAUUACCUGUAAAGAAACACACUAACUCUGACAUUUACUCAGUCAAACUGAUUUCAACAUUUAGUGAAUCACCUGAUGCUUCUAUGUAGGCCUGUAUGUUCUUGUGCUAUAAAAUUCGUGCAUUCAUUGUAUAUGUUUAUAUACGUAUAUACUUUGAAGAGAACUGUACUAUUAGUGGUUAUUCGAUUUUUCUCAUAUAUGUAUAGAAACAUAUGUUGCAUUUUUGACUUGAUUAGAUUGCAUCGUUAAACUUUAAGAGUAAAAAGCCAGUGGCGUUCUUAGCUCUAGGGUACACUAUGAUACAGCUAGCAAAUUAUUUUCUUGCUACACCGAUGAUAUCGCUCUCAUUUGGACAUGCAUUGUGCAACAAAAAGUUGAAGAGUACUGGGCGAAAUUCUUAUCUCAUUUGCCUGAAGAUAGUGAUCUUGUUUGAGUACUUUUUUUACACACGUGGACUAGAAAUUGUAUCUGUGUGUCUGUAUGGUAACUGGCUUGUAUGCCGUGAACUAGCAUUGUUGGUAUAAAUUGAAUUUUUGUUAAUAUUAAAGACUUUCGGGUACGUAACAUACCCAAUAUCUGUACAGUAUUCAGAUAGAUGAUGUUGUCAACCAUAUUUCUUACAAUGUUGUGUCUUUGUAUUCUAUUUAAUGUUAUUAGUAUUUUAUUACAGUUAUAAGGAAAAGAAUAAUUAUGGCUCCGAGUAGAUAUACUAAUAUACCUGUUGCCAUCUCAUUUGACAAUAAAAAUUCAUUUUAAUAAUACUCUA
Liolophura sinensis is the source of this 3797-nucleotide messenger RNA. RefSeq names its product mechanosensory protein 2-like. Lineage: Eukaryota; Metazoa; Mollusca; Polyplacophora; Chitonida; Chitonidae. Gene Ontology annotation, cellular component: plasma membrane. Bases 268 to 1155 code for a protein of 295 amino acids. The record is from RefSeq and is a predicted model, not a curated record. The transcript has 8 exons.